Messenger RNA from Nicotiana tabacum (common tobacco), 486 nucleotides. The record is from RefSeq and is a predicted model, not a curated record. NCBI's taxonomy places the organism in Eukaryota, Viridiplantae, Streptophyta, Magnoliopsida, Solanales, Solanaceae.
AUGGAGUUCAGCAGGUCAAAGAAGGGGAUUAUAGCUAAUCAAAGAAAGUAUGCUUUGGAGAUAAUCUCAGAAUUAGGCCUAGGAAGUGCGAAGCCAGUAUGGACACCACUUGAGGCAAAUGUUAAACUAACAGUUCCAAAAUAUGAUAAGAUAAUUGGCAAAAAGGAUGGGCUCUUAGAAGAUAAAGGACAAUAUCAAAGUACAGAAUCUCAGCCAGUUCCUACAAUAACCAAAAAAUCUCAUUGGGAAGCUGCAGUGAGAGUUGUGAAGUAUAUCAAGAGGGAAUCAGGUUUAGGGAUCCUGCUAAGUAGCACCAGAUCAAACAAGUUGAGUAUCUUCUGUGAUGCAGAUUGGGCAUCAUGCCCAAACACAAGGAAGUCAAUGUUUGGUUUUCUAAUCAAAUAUGAAGAGUCAUUGAUUUCCUGGAAGUCAAAGAAUAAAGUACUGUAUCUAAAAGCUCAGUUGAGGCAGAGUACAGAAACAUAG